This is a messenger RNA of Mesocricetus auratus (golden hamster), 1804 nucleotides long. RefSeq names its product transmembrane protein 233 (gene Tmem233). The transcript is spliced from 3 exons. Lineage: Eukaryota; Metazoa; Chordata; Mammalia; Rodentia; Cricetidae. The coding region runs from base 114 to 548 and encodes 144 amino acids. Gene Ontology annotation, cellular component: membrane. The record is from RefSeq and is a predicted model, not a curated record.
GCCUAGGUCCCUGAGCCCAGCCGGCUGCAGCAAAGGAACGACCUACUCAGGAGGAAUGAAGUCACAUCUCCCUUGAGGCUGGAGCUACAAGCUUUUCAGAGCCUCUGCUCACCAUGAGCCGACAGCCACAGCCCCAGACUGCGCGGACAGUGCGCUCCUCGUCCCUCCCGCGGACAGUGCGCUCCUCGUCCCUCCCGGUGUCGCCGACUUUACCCAUGUCCCAGUAUGCAUCCCGCUCAGACUCCAAGGGAGCAUUGGACAGCAGCAGCCCCGAAGCCAACACGGAAGAUGACAAGACUGAGGAGGACUUGCCUGAGCCCAAGAACUAUCUGUGGCUCACCAUUGUCGCGUGCUUUUGCCCAGCGUACCCAGUCAACAUCGUGGCUUUGGUCUUCUCCAUCAUGUCUCAGAACAGCUACAAUGAUGGAGACUACGAAGGAGCCAGGAGGCUGGGGAGGAAUGCCAAGUGGGUGGCCAUUGCCUCCAUCAUCAUUGGCCUGAUCAUCAUCGGUAUUUUCUGUGUGGUGCAAUUCUACAGGAACUCCUGAAGAGCCAGCAAUCAACUGGGAGCAUGGAGGACGUCCUCAUCCACACCCCUCCAGGAAGUUUCUGAGGAAUGGAUCCUUGAUUUUAGACUGUGAGGUCUUUUCCUCCAGGACUCACCAGAGGCAGGUCCCUGGCAAAUGAACACCAGACUGGAGUGCAGGAAAUCACAGUGGCACAGACAUGCCACCAAUGUUACUGACUGAUGAAAAUGGUGUCUCCAAGUCUCAGUCCGCCAAUCUCUUUGCAUCCAUUCCUCUUCUGUGGGGACGAACUCCCGAAACCUCACUACUUUUGGGGUGGGGUCUGGACUAGAGGGGAGCAUGUGGUUUCCAAGAAGAGCAAUUAAUGCUGGUGUUUACAAUUGAGUACAAACUUCAUAGCAUGUUUAAAGUUGUCUAGCAAUUUGAAUCUGUAGAUCUAUUUUUCCCAUGUUGUAGGUUCUCCACAUCUCCUUCAGCAACCCCAGAGUUCUCGCAGACUUUCUAUAGUCCCACUUUUAAUUUUUCCCAAUAGUUCCUCUUCUACUGGUAUCUGUACUGGUAUCUGCGUUGAUCACUUGGAGCCUGAGAAUGAACCCGGAUCCUAGGCAUAUGUGCGCCCCCUCUCCAUGCCAAGUGUGGGAGUAAACUGGCUAUUUUACGGAAUGUGGCUUUCUUUCGUGCCAAUUUCUUUUAGCAAAUUUUGGGCAAGAGCUUUGAUUUUCCUGGCUGCUACCUGGAAGAGUCACACCUUGCUUUUUUUUCCUGUUUGACAUCAGCUGUUAAGGUGUGAAUGCCCUGGCUUCAUGAUGCCAUCACCCCACCUGCCAGAGCAUGCUACCGCAGAGAUUUUGCAGUGCGCAGAGCAUGUGCCACGGGUAGCACACAAGACGAUGUCUAAGUAAUUUGUAAAUUCGACAGUAAAUAACACUGAACUUUGAAAAAUGCUUCAUGCUUUGUCUUUCUCACUCCUGGCUGCUGCAAGGAGAAUGCCUCUCUUGGAUACCAGUAUAGUCAGUAUAGUCAUUGCCCAACACAGCAAAGAAGCAGCAGCCUUCAUGUCCAGUCCUGUUUAGACAGUUCAGUGAUACUGCUAGCUUCCACUCGUGGUUCUCCACGGUCUGAUGCUCUGUGUUGCUUGAGUAAGUGGACUCAGAGGUCAAUAUCAAGUGGUUAACCUAACAGGUAAUAUUUAUGGCAAAAAAUUCAUCUCCAGAAUUAAUGUCAGAAACACAAUGACAAUGAAUUUACUUGAAUAAAGAAAAGAUUACCUGUUCUAA